AUGCAUGCUGAUCUUGGCAGCGUGCCAACCAUUACGGCUGCAAAUAAGGCAAAGAGCAUUACAAAAAUGGCAAAGAAAGUAUGUCCAGAAUGUGACCAACAGAUUCCUGUUGCCUGUGAGUCAAGCCUGUGUGGAUUCAUUUUUAUUGGUAGAAGACUACUGAAUGUUAAACUGUCUGAGAAUUCACCACCGCGCAAUAAGAGGAAUUUGGUGGUAUAGCUUUCAGAUGAAUGAUCCUUUGUAUUUUCAGUGGCUUUAGCAGAAAUAAAUAGAAAAAUAAUUAAUCAAAAAUUGAUUCUUUCACAAGUAAGCCAACAACCAAGUUCUGCAUUGAAAGCUCAGACUCAGUUCAUGAGAUCUCAACUUGUUGCCAUGCAAGUUCAAACUACAGCCCUCAUGACAGUAGAUAUACGUGUUCCAGCUGAUUACCAGAAUUCAGAACGGACCGCGGUCGAAGAGGCAGUGGUGGCGAUCGCAAUGGCUGGGGGCCUGAAGUUUGGUGGUCAGCCACGAGGCGGCUGA
Rhincodon typus (whale shark) is the source of this 522-nucleotide messenger RNA. Its product is annotated as UPF0547 protein C16orf87 homolog. The transcript has 6 exons. The record is from RefSeq and is a predicted model, not a curated record. NCBI's taxonomy places the organism in Eukaryota, Metazoa, Chordata, Chondrichthyes, Orectolobiformes, Rhincodontidae.